This is a messenger RNA of Pollicipes pollicipes, 735 nucleotides long. Its product is annotated as TBCC domain-containing protein 1-like. Gene Ontology annotation, biological process: maintenance of centrosome location; maintenance of Golgi location. NCBI's taxonomy places the organism in Eukaryota, Metazoa, Arthropoda, Thecostraca, Pollicipedomorpha, Pollicipedidae. The record is from RefSeq and is a predicted model, not a curated record. Bases 1 to 735 code for a protein of 244 amino acids. The transcript has 5 exons. Gene Ontology annotation, cellular component: spindle pole centrosome.
AUGCCUAGUGGCUUUGGAAAAGCUGCCUCUGGAUGUGGACCCAAGUCCGGCGCUGCAGGGGAGUUUCCAAGGAAUGUGCGGGUGCUGGGGGAGGGUGUGCCCCUGGGCCCGGCCGGCGGUGAUGUGAUGGUGUGCCGGACUGUGGUGGAAGCGCUCUCCUUCCUGAUCGACGUCGAUCAAGGCAUUGCAGCGUCUGCCGCGGAAGAACGACCAGCCGUGACGCUGGCCACGGCCGCCUCCAACCCCGCCCGCACCAGCCAGACUGGGUACGUGGCUACAGCUGACGCCUUCCAGCAGUCGCGUUUGCUGCGCUGGAUCACGGCGUCCCUCGGGCCAAACCCUUACGGGGUCGCCGCCUGCGUGUCGUCAGGCCGCCGGCUGUCGUGGCCGAGCAGCGCGUCAGCCGACCGGCGCGCCGACCACAAGCGCGGCAAGAUGGCCACCAACGCGCACCUGGCGCCGCCCGCGGACAAGCUGAUCGUCACCUCGGCCAUCUACAAGGAGACGGUGGCGCGCAUGUCGCCGACGCUCUGUUGCGCAACGCUCAAGCUGCACCGCUGCCACCAGGCGUUCCUCUACUUCCUCAGCCCGCUGCGCAACGUGUCGAUCGACAAGUGCCAUGAGACGACUGUGGUGCUGGGGCCGGUGUUGGGCACAGUCCAGCUGACCGGCUGCCGCGGCGUGCGACUCGUUGUUGUCUGCCGCCGGCUGGUGGAAAUCGCAACGACUCGCUGA